Messenger RNA from Ailuropoda melanoleuca (giant panda), 1586 nucleotides. It is a transcript of the gene EME2, whose product is annotated as essential meiotic structure-specific endonuclease subunit 2. Gene Ontology annotation, cellular component: nucleus; Holliday junction resolvase complex. The annotation marks the transcript as partial. The record is from RefSeq and is a predicted model, not a curated record. The transcript is spliced from 7 exons. Gene Ontology annotation, biological process: mitotic intra-S DNA damage checkpoint signaling; resolution of meiotic recombination intermediates; replication fork processing. NCBI's taxonomy places the organism in Eukaryota, Metazoa, Chordata, Mammalia, Carnivora, Ursidae. Gene Ontology annotation, molecular function: DNA binding; crossover junction DNA endonuclease activity.
CCGAGCAGCCGCGUGGUCUGCAGGCGGCCGGGCCCAGGCCGGGGGUCGGCUCUCCGCAGCCAGGCGGUGCUGACAGCCGUGUCCCUGCGGUCCAUCCCAGCCGUUCUGGAAGAUGCUGGUGCCGGCAUCCUGCUGGAGGCCCUGGGCGCCCUGGGCUGUGAGUACCACCUCGAACCGCAGCGCCCGGCCCGGAGCCUCAGGUGGACCAGAGCGAAGCCGGACCCUUGUCCCUGCACCGUGCCUUCGGAGGUGUGGGGUGCAGAUGAACAGGACCUCCUUCUGCUUCUGGAGCCCGAGGAGUUUCUUCGGGGCAUCGUGCAGCUGACCCAGACUUGUGGCCCAUCUUGCUCAGUGCCCUGGAUCUGUCCUGAGAGCUCCACCAGCGUCCAUCUGGCUGUCAUCGGGCUGGAUGCCUACCUGUGGUCUCCCCAGCCCAGCAGCCAGGAGAGGCGGCAGCAAGAGAGUCCAGCGAUGGCCCGUGCCCCAGUGGCACUCAGCUGGCCCCAGGUGGAGGAGGCCUUGGUACUCCUGCAACUCUGGGCACAUGUGGAUGUGCUGCUGGUGGACUCUUGGCAGGAGCUGAGUCAGCAUGUGUGCGCCUUCACCAAGGCCCUCGCUCAGCGCCCCUUCAAGUGGUACCGGGAAUCCCGUGCCUUUUCCUUCUAUGUGGAUGGGCGCUGGGCAGCUGGCGAGCACAUGGCAAAAGAUGGCACAGGGCUGCGGGGGGUCUGGUGGCGGCAGAUCAGGCAGUUCCACCGGGUCAGCCCAGCCGUGGCCGAUGCCAUUGUCACCGCCUUCCCCUCCCCCCGCCUUCUGCAGCAGGCAUACACGAACUGCAGCACAGAGCAGGAGCGCCUGGCCCUCCUGGCAGACCUCCCCGUGAAGACGGGCGACGGUGUGCGGCCCCGCAGGGUGGGGCCUGACCUCUCCCGCCGUGUCUGCCUCUUCCUGACUGCCACCAACCCUGAGCUCCUGCUGGACCUGGGCUCCUGACCAUGCCUGGGGGACAGGAAGGGACCCUGUCUCACAGGCUAGCAGGACAGAACGUGGUCCACCCCACGCAGGGGCUAACUUACCAGGGAGGGGGAACAGGGCACUGCUCCUGGGGCGGGUGGGAGGACGCAGGGUGGCUGGAAUAUUCCCGGGUAACUGGGAUGGGCAGGAGAGGAGGGGGUGAGCUUCCCCUGCCCUGGGUCCUAUACAUACUGGCCAUGGAGCCAGGGCCCAGUUGUGGGGGGGGCGGUCAGGAAGGGAGCAACAAACACCAGUCACGGGGAGACUUGGGGGGUGACACUUUCUAAGAAGCGGUAAAACAAAGUCUCGAGGGAGGAAAAAGAGCCGGGCUGUCUCUCCUGGAGGGCGUUGUGAUGCCACGGGGCCUCGGCCCCGACUCCUUUCAUCCUGCCACCACAGAGGCCUUACGUAAAGUCUAAGUUUAUUACGGUCAUUUCAGUCUGGGACAGGAGGAACAGUUGCUGACGACAUGCAAAAGCAAGUGAAGGGAAACUCAAGGCCGGCGGCAACUUCGUGGGCCGUGGCUAGCGGCAUCCUCGCAGGCAGCGACCUCAGCUCCUGGGCGGCCUCCA